GUUAAAAUAGACUUCGACUUGUAUGUAUUUUAAAACAAUGAUUUAAAGGAAAAUGGGCGCACCCGUUGAUUUGAGACGUCCUUUGGAAUAGUGAUUGGUUGGAAGUUUGAGGCGCUAUUGGCUAAACAUCAGCCACAGCUAUUGGUUCUUUUCAGCAGAAGAGGCAUGACUCAGUUGUUAAUUUGCAUAAGACUUUCUAUAUAGCUUUGAGGUAUCGAGGAGGAGCGUUACAGUUGUUUAGUAUACGAUAGACUAAAUAUGCCUGAGCCAGCGAAGUCUGCACCCAAGAAGGGAUCCAAGAAAGCCGUUACCAAGACGGCAGGGAAAGGAGGAAAGAAGCGCAGAAAGACUAGGAAGGAGAGCUAUGCCAUCUACGUGUACAAGGUCCUGAAGCAGGUCCACCCCGAUACCGGUAUCUCCUCUAAGGCGAUGGGCAUCAUGAACUCGUUCGUGAACGACAUCUUCGAGCGCAUCGCUGGAGAGGCUUCCCGCUUGGCUCACUACAACAAGAGGUCCACCAUCACCUCCAGGGAGAUCCAGACCGCAGUACGUCUGCUUCUGCCCGGUGAACUGGCCAAGCACGCCGUGUCCGAGGGAACCAAGGCUGUCACCAAGUACACCAGCUCCAAGUAAAGCCCAGUGUUUUGUUGUUCCAAAGGCUCUUUUAAGAGCCACCCAAACGUUCACUGAAAAGUUAUUCCCGCCAGCCAUGGCUACUUUAUCAAUCGUUACUGAUUCAUAAAUUCGCAGACAAAUUGGUAACUGGUAACUUGAGCGUAUUACUUUGUGGUUAUCUAAUAUAG
This is a messenger RNA of Alosa sapidissima (American shad), 803 nucleotides long. Its product is annotated as histone H2B 1/2-like. The coding region runs from base 259 to 633 and encodes 124 amino acids. Gene Ontology annotation, cellular component: nucleosome. The record is from RefSeq and is a predicted model, not a curated record. The transcript has a single exon. Lineage: Eukaryota; Metazoa; Chordata; Actinopteri; Clupeiformes; Clupeidae. Gene Ontology annotation, molecular function: DNA binding; structural constituent of chromatin; protein heterodimerization activity.